Colletotrichum destructivum is the source of this 663-nucleotide messenger RNA. RefSeq lists its product as uncharacterized. Lineage: Eukaryota; Fungi; Ascomycota; Sordariomycetes; Glomerellales; Glomerellaceae. The transcript is spliced from 3 exons. The record is from RefSeq and is a predicted model, not a curated record. The coding region runs from base 1 to 663 and encodes 220 amino acids.
AUGUUCAUUUCCAUCUCCACGACGUUCCCGCUGGCCUUCAUGGUCACUUUGGCCUGGGCCUUUGGUAAGGACAGCCCGAGCCCCGGCUCCCCCAUCCAGGGCCACGGCAUCUUCAUCCCGCGCUGGGUGGUGCCGUCUCCCGACGGCAGCGGCAAGACACUCUCUCUCCGCGGCACCGUCGAGGAGGUCGCCGCGCAGAUGCGCGGCCUGGGUGCCACCUUUGACAUUGACGACGACUUCGGCAAGAUCGCGACGCCCGCCAUCGAACGGCGCGCCGUCUUCACCGAUGAGAAGCCCACGCUGUGCCACAACUUCGGCGAGGGGAACCGGACGGCGGUGCACGUGGGCAUCGACUACCUGAGGACGGUGGGCGGGCGCCCGCAGAACGGUGCCGGACCGGCGAAUUGCGGGCGGGUGAGCUGUCGGCACGAUACGGGCAUCUGGUGGUGCAAUGACGCCAAGAGCUCCAAGGAGCUGGAAUCCUUCGCCGACAUCGCCGAUGGCGCCCAGCGCGUGUUGGACAAGUGCCUGGACAAGCUGGACGCGAAACAGGGUGACGGCAAGACCGUCAGCGGGCAGGCUUUCCACAAGGACGGCUGGAACGUCGUCAUCCGGGGCGGCGACGACUGCGAGAAUUCCGCCGUCAACAUCAACAGUAGAUGA